ACAGCCUGCAGCUUUGUUCUCGUCGGUGAUUUGAAGCGGACGGACCCAUGCGGGAGACUGCGCAUGCGCUUAAGUCAAUAUGGUUACGAAAAUAGUAGUUACAUGACUUAUUUUUCCAUGAUAUUGGCUGUAAACUCUACAGAGGAAGGUACGCAGUUAGCAGUAUGGCAGGAGAAGAAGAGGAGAGCAAGACAAGAGGUUUCCGGUUGCUGGGGAUCCUGGAUGUCCAGAAAACUCCCUGUGCCAGAGAGGCCAUCCUGCAUGGAGCUGGAGGCUCACUGGCUGCCGGCCUGCUGCAUUUUCUGGCCACAAGUCGGGUCAGGAGGUCUUUUGACGUGGGAUUUGCUGGAUUUAUGCUGACCACACUCGGAUCCUGGUUUUACUGCAGGAUUAACAAUGCUAAACUCCGUGUGCAGCAGAGAAUUAUCCAGGGCGGGCUCAAGAACAAGGUGGUGUAUGAAGGAACUGUUUUAGACCCCACAACCAAACCUGGAGCAGAAGCACCAUCAGGGCCCUCAUGACCUCCAGCACUGAGACCACUGUUGCUCCUCUGUGAAGGCUGUGAGGAAAAGGAGGACCAUCAGGAUCCUACAAAGACUUAAUAAUCUGUUUGUUUGUUUUUUCAAAAGACUGACAUCCGCAGUUUGGAUUAAAUUAUUGAAUGUUGUUGCUGUUUGAUUUUUUUCAGCUUAUGUUAUGGUUAAAUCUCCAUUUCCGGGCUCUUAUAUGUGGUCAAACAAAAACAGCUGUUCUUGGACUGUAUCCUGAUCCUUCUUUUUUUUUUCUGAUACAUUCGCCAAAUGUUGCUCAAUAAAAAUAAUGAUCCAGGAAGUUCACCACUCAAACCCUCCCUCUUUGAACCCUGUGGGAUUUCAGUUCCUCCUUUCAUCUGUCUGAUAAUACCAGACCACCACUGAAUAGAGCAAUGAGUCCCCACUGAGGGGAAUGACAUCAUGCUUAUCUACUAUGCAUAGGCUACAAAUAUGGGUAUCUUUCUGUGUGAAGGUUGCGUGUCCUCCACCUGCGAUAUGCUGUAGAUCUGGAUUUGGAUGCUUUGCCCACUUGGAUGACCAGUUUCCCUCCAAAGCACUGACUGUGACCUCACUUAUGGGGACGUGGUUUGAUUUUCAACCAACAUAGGACAGAGCUGCAGCAGUCUGUUGGAGUAUUUAAUUUGAUUUUUAAUUCACAUUAUUGAGCAGGGGUGCAGCCUGGGAUAUUGAACCUCAUGAAAACAUCACUUUGGACCCUACAACUUCAUUAAUUCAAAUGUUCUAUUUUUAGGGACACUAUCAGUCAUUGGCCCUUAGAAUGAUCCUAGCUUUUAUCCCUCAUAUGGCGAUCAUGUCUUUAAAUCUGUUCUGGUUGAUUGCGUAAUAAGUUGUGUACACAUGUAACACUGAAGCUAUGUCUGCACUCUGAGAUGUCUCAUUAAAUUUGCUGAACUCAA
Molecule: messenger RNA, 1450 nt
Organism: Notolabrus celidotus (New Zealand spotty)
Lineage: Eukaryota; Metazoa; Chordata; Actinopteri; Labriformes; Labridae
Product: cytochrome c oxidase assembly protein COX20, mitochondrial
Exons: 4
Coding region: 165-521 (118 amino acids)
Biological process (GO): mitochondrial respiratory chain complex IV assembly
Cellular component (GO): mitochondrion; mitochondrial inner membrane
Source: RefSeq, a predicted model, not a curated record